CCAAUGAUAGGAAUGCUGGGUGGUACAAAAUUGGCAAUACUGAGAGAGAAAUGACAAGAGCCACUGCAGCUUUCCAUAACGUCGAGCAAAGGAAACGGAAACAUCGUGCAAAAUCAUCCAAAGUAAUGAUGAAAUUGAUAAGGGAAACUCGAAGGUCAUAUGGGAAACAAGGCAGGAAGAAGAAGAACAAGAACAAGAAGAUUCAAUUUUCAAGCAGGGAAAUCUCCGGCCUCGGAAGAAGCAGCAGAGUUGCUGGAAAGAAGCUGCGGCAGCACCACCUCAGGCGCCGGCUUAAGCGGAUGGAAACCGAACUGGAAAAGAUGAAAGCGGAGAUGAGGGACUCGGCUGAGUCCCUAAUGGCAGCUAAAGUAGAAGCUGAUCAGGCUGAGGCUAAACUUCAAGUGCUGAAGUUGAAGCUUUUGGCAAUGAAGGAAAUUGAAGCUUUUCUCAUGGGUUUUCUUUGACUCCAACUAUAACCUUUAUUUGAGAAUGUAUAAUUAUCUUUCGAGUUUAGGACCUUCAUGUCCUCCUUGCUAGGUCACAAGCAACGCCUCCUUGACUCAUUGGAGGGCUACAAUCGAUAAGUAUCAUGAGCUCGAGACUUAAAUAUACUUUUCUUAUUUAUAAGAGUUGUUCUUGUGUAGUUAAAUUGGAAUGAUUCUCUUAAGUUAGUUGGGGUUCUUGCUAA
Molecule: messenger RNA, 688 nt
Organism: Gossypium raimondii (Peruvian cotton)
Lineage: Eukaryota; Viridiplantae; Streptophyta; Magnoliopsida; Malvales; Malvaceae
Exons: 4
Coding region: 51-464 (137 amino acids)
Source: RefSeq, a predicted model, not a curated record